Prorocentrum cordatum is the source of this 2391-nucleotide messenger RNA. The record is from the annotation of a GenBank genome assembly. Lineage: Eukaryota; Dinophyceae; Prorocentrales; Prorocentraceae.
AUGGCGGCCAUUCAUUUGGCAUUGCGCAUGAUGGGGUUUGUAGCUGCUGUUUCCAGCGAGCACGCAGACAUGCAGCUCAUGCAGAUGCAACUGGCUGGUGUCUUGCACGGCAGCGGAACCUGGAAGCAGCCGCAGGGUUGCCACACCUCGGUGGAGGGUGAUCGGUGCUACGUCGCGGUGACGUGGGCGAUGCGGACGGGCGUUUUCCAGCACCCAGAGUAUUAUCUUCCUUUGACGAGGAAUUCCAGCUUCGAGGACUUCCAGCAACACCUGCACGGCACGGCCAGGCUCGCCGACGUGUGCCCCAGGCCAUGUGCAGCUGCAGCGCCGAAGUCAGAGGAGCGGGUUCGGCAUGGCUCUGAAACCCAGGCGCAGAGCUCACAGUAUGAUGGAACUCCGGUGCCUACUGCGCAGCAGGGCGGAACUCCAAUGCCAACAGUAAUCCAACGGGAUGACCUGCUGGUUUCAACCUACCCAGGAUACGAGCAGAGCGGCCAAAAUUGCCAGUGCGGAGCAGAGAUCAGCGCACUUUCGGACGACUUCGACUCUCUCGAGUUAUGUGCCUCGGAGUGUUCCUUGCGCCCAAAUUGCAGAUCCAUUGGUCUUCAUCCCUUCGAGUCAGUCUGGAAAGGUGGUUGUUAUCUUUACGAUACAGAGUGUGGGUCAACGAAUGGGCAUGACUCCAACACCACCUGUGCCAAUCCAAACCCGGUGGGAGCCUUCAGUGUUAACUUCAACAGGAUACCGACCCCUGCGCCCACGCCUGCACCUACGGCUGCAGUUGAGUCUUGCGACGUCACCGAUGGAUCGUCUCCGAGCUCUUUCUACCCGUGUCAGUGCGGGCCUGAAAUGUGCCUUACAAACGAGGUCUGCUCAGGUGACAGGCGAGGCCUUUCGUGCGCUCCUCCGGGCAUUUUGAAGGUAGAGUGGCCGUGCCAGACGCCUUCUAUCGGCAGCCCCUACUUCGUGUUUUCUGGGAGCAGCGCAACCGGAGCGCCAGUGUACGGCAACACCGAUGGCAAUUACAUUUAUUGGGACUCUUCGUGUGAUGGCAUUGAGCGACCUUUGCUAUAUCAGCAGCCGCGGUGGAUUCUGGACUCUGAAGAACCAAACAUGACAGCAUCUAUGGAUUUAGACUCUGAUGCGGGCUGCGCUUAUUUUGGGCAUCAUGGUAGUUCAGAUUCUACUGGUGUCCCACUGGGGAACACAACUUGGUUCUUGGUAUGCGACGGCCAAGGCCUCAACAUGACGGUGACGAUCUCUUACGAGGCGUAUCUCCCGACACCGUCGCCGACGAUGGAGCCCGGUACGCCGUGCAUUUGUGACAACUUGUGCGGCGUAUUUCCUUACCUCGAUUUGGAUGGCGAUGGGUGUCUUGUGGAGGCGGAGUGCAACAAGGACGAGGAUCUCGACGGGCACUUUACCGAUAUGGAUGCGGACGGGGAUGGAUGCGUGACCCAGGCAGAGUGUGGCAACUCUCCAUACUCGCACGACCUGCCUAGGUUCCCGAUCGUGGGUCCAGCUGAAUGUGGCUACGGUUAUCCAGAUGAGGGCACCAGCGUCUGCCAGCAGUGCACCACGGGCGCCACGCGGCGGCGCCGCUCGGAGGCCUGCGUCGACUGCCCCGCGGGCAAAGAAGACCUGGGCGACUUCGACAACUGCAUCUCGGGUGUGUGGCUCACCGCGCCCAUUCAGGCUGGGGACGACGUAGUCUUCAUCAACAAGGACCUCGACGAAAGCGGCGUCCAGCUGCAGAAGGGCGACGGGAUCACCAUGUCCACACGCAACCCUGGCCACUUCGAGAGAUUGGUCAUCUCCGACAAAGUCGGCUUCGAUGACAGCGAGCGGCUGUCGUCAUACCACGAGUCUCUGCUCCGCAGAAGUGGGCCCUUCUUUGUGCUUGACCACGGAGUGAACGCAGGGUUCAACAAGUUCGACGCGAUCAUCUCGUCCUGCUCAAGCACCGACGGUAUGGGAAUCAGCUCGCAGUACCCUUGCGGAUGCGGCAUUGAAAUCUGCGACUUCGGGUACAGGUGUGACGAGCAGUGCGCUGGGAGCAACACGGUUCUGGAUCCUUACGUGGGCAGCAGCUACGGGGACGGCGGGUGCUGCAUCGGACCCCCUGCCUCUCCUCUGCCGACCCCGGCCCCGACGGUGUCGGCCAAGGGUGACCCUCACCUGGUCAACCUUCAAGGCGAACACUUCGACAUCAACCACGGCGGCGAGUUCACUCUGCUGCGCAUCCCGCAGGCCGCUGACAUGACCGCCGAGGUGGAGCUCCAGGCCACCAUCCGCCCCGAGCACAAGAAGCCGUGCACCACGUACAUCACCGCGGUUGAGCUCUCGGGUGCCUGGCUCGGCGGUAACGUUGUGCAGGCGCGUUCGGGAUGA